UCAAUUUACGAAAACAAGCGAAAACCCUUCGAAAACCAAACCACCCAUAACCUCAAUUUCAUUACAUGAUUAGAUUUAUUGUUUUUGUUUUUAUCUAUGUCGCAGACAAGGUUUUUAUUGUCUAGAACGUUUGUCUAAUAAUGCAAGACUUCUAUAAUUUAUGAAUAACAAGGAAUAUUAAUUUUAUCAAACAGAACAAUAUGAAUUAAGUGAUAAUUUUAAAUGGUGAAUUAUAGUGAAUCUGUUGAACUGAUUUUCUUAAUCUACUAUGCCAGAAAGCAUUAAUUCGGUAUACACAGAUGAAACUGAGCAUCAAAGACCAACUAGGUUUCAGAAUUUACCGUCAACAAGCAGUGUAAAUUAUGAAGAUACAGAUGAUUCUGUAAUAGCAAGUAAUGAAGAAACCACUCUUCUCUCUUCUGCUCGUAGAAGAGUAGAAGUAAAUAAUGAAAAGGUCGAUAUAGGUUCGCUCAACAUACUCUCUGCAAAAUAUGAGAGUUUAGAUUAUGAUACUUGUGAAAACCAUCUACUACUAGAUGAAGAUAGAAAAAAAGGAUACCGAUUUAUUGUAAAGAAAAAUAUAGCAAGAUGGUUUAUUUUUUUACUUAUAGGAAUGUUUACUGCUCUUCUAGCCUGUAUUAUUGAUAUUUUAAUUGAAGAAUUAAGUGAAAUCAAAUAUGCCAAAUUAAGUAAAAGUGUGGAUCAGUAUGUCACCCAGGGAAAGUUGUAUAUACCGUAUUUUCUUUGGGCACUUUAUAAUGUUAUACCAGUUUUAAUAGGAUCAAUUUUAGUAGCAUAUGUUGAACCAAUUGCUGCUGGUAGUGGUAUCCCUCAAGUGAAAUGCUAUCUAAAUGGUGUAAAAGUACCCAGAGUUGUAAGAAUAAGAACACUGUUUGUCAAGAGUGUAGGUGUUAUAUGCUCAGUUGUUGGGGGAUUGGCAGGAGGAAAGGAAGGGCCAAUGAUUCACAGUGGAGCCGUUAUAGCUGCUGGAAUAUCCCAAGGAAAGAGUACUUCUUUAAAAAAAGAUUUCAAAAUAUUUCGAUAUUUUAGAGAUGACCAUGAAAAGCGAGAUUUUGUAUCUGGUGGCGCCGCUGCUGGUGUCGCUGCAGCAUUUGGUGCUCCCGUUGGUGGUGUUCUUUUCUCAUUAGAGGAAGGAACAAGUUUCUGGAACCAAAGUCUUACAUGGAAGACGUUUUUUGCCUCAGUAAUAUCAACCUUUACCUUAAACGUCGUCCUUUCUGCAUAUCAUGGAGCACCAGGAAACUUGUCAUAUCCUGGACUGUUUACUUUAGGUCAAUAUCAGUCUUUUAAUUAUUCUUUGUUAGAGCUACCUUUAUUUAUAAUAAUGGGUAGUAUAGGAGGUCUUUUAGGGGCACUUUGGAACCACAUUAAUUAUAAAAUAACUGUUUUUAGAAUGAGAUACAUACGACCGCGAUGGUUGAAAGUUAUAGAAGCUUGCUUAGUAGCAAUAGUGACUGCAACUCUGGGUUUCUUGUUAAUGUUUUUAAUAAAUGACUGCAGACCCCUUGGGCAAGAUCCAACUAAAUAUCCUACUCAGCUAUAUUGCACUGAUGGCGAAUAUAACGUAUUGGCGAGCAUAUGGUUCCAAACGCCUGAAGCUUCAGUAAGGUCAUUAUUUCAUGAUCCUCCCAAUACACACAACGCUCUCUCAUUAGGGGCCUUUGUGAUAGUUUAUUUCUUUCUGGCCUCUUGGACGUUUGGUUUAGCGUCAUCUAAUGGACUCUUUAUUCCCACACUUUUAACAGGAGCAGCUUGGGGCAGGCUCGUCUCUAUCGGCUUGUACAAUAUAUUUCCCGAUUUGAAUAUUAUUCAUCCAGGGAAGUACGCUCUGAUCGGGGCAGCGGCGCAGCUAGGAGGCGUCGUCAGAAUGACGAUCAGUUUGACAGUCAUUUUAAUGGAAUGCACCGGAAAUAUAACUUUUGCGCUGCCAUUGAUUAUUACCCUCAUAGCCGCUAAAUGGACUGGAGAUUUCUUUAAUGAAGGCAUUUAUGACACGUUAAUACAACUAUCUGGAGUACCUUUGUUGCCAUGGGAACCACCGCCAUUAGUCAGGAAUAUAUACGCUAGUGAAGUAAUGUCUCAUCCUGUAGUGACGUUAAAAUGCGUAGAAAAUGUCGGACACAUUCUAGAAUUAUUAAAAUUGACAACAUAUAAUGGAUUUCCCGUUGUGGACCCACCUUUAACUGAUCAGAAAGAAGUAACAACAUAUGGAAGAAUUAGAGGUUUAAUACUUCGAUCACAAUUGCUAGUUAUAUUAAAUAAAAAAUUAUUUAAUGAAAUUAGUGAUGAAUGGGAACAUACCACAGCAGAAGUAUUUAGGGAUCAGUAUCCUAGAUAUCUCGAAAUAAGUGAAAUCUCCUUGACAGAAGAAGAAAAAACAUACUUUAUUGAUUUAAGACCAUUUAUGAACCCUUCUCCUUAUACAGUUUUACACUCUACGUCACUAUCAAGAACAUUCCGACUCUUCAGAGGCCUUGGAUUGAGACACUUGCCCAUAGUUAAUGACACAAAUGAAGUAAUAGGAAUGAUAACAAGAAAAGAUUUAGCCAGAUAUAGAGUAUGGAAACAUCAAGGAAGAUUAGGUGUGGAAGAGUUGUUAAUAUCCAAAGAAAUUUAAUGUUGGAGUUAAGUUUUCAACAUUUUAUGCAUUCACAUAAAUAUAUUUUUACAGUAUUUAUAAGUUAAAUUUAUUAUUGAUAAAUGACUUCUUACAAUUAUAUCUGAAAUACAGUUUAUUUUAUAUAUUGAGUUUAUAAAAUUGUUAAAAAGUAAUAAAACUUUAAAACCAAAAA
Molecule: messenger RNA, 2813 nt
Organism: Sitophilus oryzae (rice weevil)
Lineage: Eukaryota; Metazoa; Arthropoda; Insecta; Coleoptera; Curculionidae
Gene: ClC-b
Product: H(+)/Cl(-) exchange transporter 7
Exons: 15
Coding region: 269-2638 (789 amino acids)
Biological process (GO): transmembrane transport; chloride transport
Cellular component (GO): lysosomal membrane; intracellular membrane-bounded organelle
Molecular function (GO): voltage-gated chloride channel activity
Source: RefSeq, a predicted model, not a curated record